Stegostoma tigrinum is the source of this 1263-nucleotide messenger RNA. RefSeq names its product twinfilin-2-like. The record is from RefSeq and is a predicted model, not a curated record. The coding region runs from base 1 to 1002 and encodes 333 amino acids. Lineage: Eukaryota; Metazoa; Chordata; Chondrichthyes; Orectolobiformes; Stegostomatidae. Gene Ontology annotation, biological process: actin filament depolymerization; positive regulation of neuron projection development; barbed-end actin filament capping. Gene Ontology annotation, molecular function: actin filament binding; actin monomer binding. The transcript has 6 exons. Gene Ontology annotation, cellular component: myofibril; actin filament; cytoplasm.
AUGGGGGCCUGGGGAGUAGGGGGCUUGUCUAACGCCCCUGCGCCCCCAUGCAGUCCGGUCAAGUCCACAGUGGGAGGUGAAUGGCUGGCCUGGCUAUUCGACUGUGUGGGGCAUCGCAGGUAUGCACGGCCUUGCCAUGCCCCUGCCCCGAACACAACCUGCCACCCACGUUAUGGCUUCUCUCUCUCCUCCAGCCCCUCCUGGCGUCACCACCCCGGGGGUCAGGUUAAAAAGCCCCCGGGGCGGCGGAUUGUGGUGUCCGGUGAGCGCGGAGAGCAGGGAACCGUUCCUGCCGAAGGAAGGUCCCAGACCCCAGUUGUGAGGGAUGAAGUCUCUCUUAAUGGUUAUCGUAGUCACUUGGCAUCAGAAUCAGCCCCGGCCCCCCUCACAACCGCUGAGCAGGAACUGAAACAGCUCAAGGUCACAGAGAUGAACACCGAUGUGAACGUAGACACCAGGCAGCGGACGCUGCAGGGCAUCGCAUUCCCCGUGCAGGAUGAUGCCCUACGUGCCCUGCGCCAGCUCCAACGGAAGGACUGCCACUAUGUUCAGCUGAAACUGGACAUUGACGCGGAGCUGAUCACGUUGGUGACCACCGAGCCAACUGGCAUCGCUGCGCUGCCCAGCAGGGUCCCCUCAGACUCCCCUCGCUGGCAUUUCUUCUUGUAUCAGCACACGCACGAGGGCAGCUCGCAGGAAUCCCUAGUUUUUAUCUAUUCCAUGCCAGGCGGUAAAUGUAGCAUUAAGGAACGUAUGCUAUACUCUAGCUGCAAGGGGCCCUUCCUGACCUACGUAGAAGAGGAGCUGGGCAUACAAAUCGCGAGGAAGGUUGAGAUCGAUGAUGGUGGGGAGCUAACAGCAGAGUUCCUGUACGAUGAGAUCCACCCGAGGCAACACACGUAUGAACCUGCCUUCCGCAAACCCCCGGGACCAGCAAGGACCCGAGGCGGGGGCAAACGCAUCGUCCGAAACCCUGCAGAUGGCAGCCAGGGGUCCAGCUAGGUGGGGGGUGUAGUGACAGAGAGAGAGAGAGGCAGCAGCCGGAACUGGCACUAACAGGAAUGGGUAAUUGUUUGGGGUGGGGGGGAGAUGUGACAGGGCCUGACCUCGGGGGGAGGGGGGGUGAAGAAAAGAUGUGCUCUUCCUUGUUCACUUUGGGUUUAUCGGGGGAGGGGGAAGCUUGCAUGUGACAGGGGUUCAGCCUUACUGCUUGGCCUUCAGAAUAACCCAGUCUAUCUUUCAUCUCCCCCCGCCUCUCUUCCC